This is a messenger RNA of Drosophila bipectinata, 5021 nucleotides long. The record is from RefSeq and is a predicted model, not a curated record. NCBI's taxonomy places the organism in Eukaryota, Metazoa, Arthropoda, Insecta, Diptera, Drosophilidae.
CUAAAGCCACUAACUAACUAAGCACCCAAGAAGGAGCGACAUCCCAAGAGGAGAGAGCGAUUCAGCGAAAGCCAGUGCCAGGUGAUUAGUGAUGGCCGGGCCGCAAGUGCAGCACAGUCAGCGACCGAACAGCGCCUACUACACGGGUCUCAAUGGCAGCAGCAGUGGCGGGGCCUCUGGUGGCGCCUCCGCCGCCGGUAUGGCCACCAGCGCCUCUCACACCGGACUCCAUGCCCUGCGGCAGGUGAGCAACGAAACGGAGCUCAUCUAUCGAGGCAGUCAUAGCAAUGGAACGGUCAAUGAGCUGCCCUCCACCGCCCACCACCUGCUCACAGGACGACUGCCCCAGCAGAAGCCGCAACAGCAGCAGCAGACGCAGCUGCCACAGCGGCAACAAGUGAGCAGUAUAGCUGGCACCGGAUCCAGUGCCACAGAUGCCCUGAUCAAUACCAUAACCACGGGAGGAGGAGGAGGUGGCGGGGCAGGCACUAGCACCGGUAGCACCGCGUUGGCCCUCAAAAAGUCCAACACACAGCGCAGCAUCGAAAUCAUUGUGGAUGCCAGCCAGUGUGGCAAGGAGCUGGCCACCACCAACAAUGCCGGAGGCAGUGCCACCGCCCUGGACGGUGACGAUGUGGAACAGGGCGGCGGCGGACAGGAGUCCUCGUCCUCGCACAGGAAGUCCUCGAGGCAUCGCCAUCGACCCCUGCACCGCCGCCUGCUGAGCUACCUGAGGAAUCUCUUCCAGGGCAGCACCACCCAGAAUGAUUCGGAACUAGAGGAGUUUGAAACACCGGCCAGGUACAGGCCCGACUCGCUAAGUGCCCUCAGUCGGGCCACCCGAUUCACGGAGGACGAGAUCAAACGAAUUUAUAGGGGAUUCAAGGCCGAGUGCCCCACUGGCGUCGUCAAGGAGGAUACCUUCAAAGUGAUCUACUCUCAGUUCUUCCCACAGGGAGCCAAUCCAACCCUAUACGCACACUAUGUAUUUAAUACACUGGAUCAGGAUCACAGCGGCAUUGUCAGCUUCGAGGACUUUGUCCAAGGACUCUCGAUACUUUCGCGCGGCUCCGUGGAGGAGAAGCUGCGCUGGACCUUCUCGCUGUACGACAUCAACGGCGAUGGCUUCAUUACGAGGGAGGAAAUGACUGACAUUGUGACUGCCAUAUACGAGCUGAUGGGCCGCCUGCCCGACGAGUGCCCCGAGGAGGAGAAGAUCAAGGGCAAGGUGGAGCAGAUCUUCCAGAAAAUGGACAUCAAUCGGGAUGGCGUGGUGACACUGGAGGAGUUCCUGGAGGCCUGUCGCAACGAUGACGCCAUUUCCGGGUCAAUGUCCUACACGGUGCGCCGCCGACGACGCAGUCGCAGUCAGCAGAGCUCCCAGAAUCCACGACAGGAUCAUCAUCUCAAGGAUCCAGAAAAACGUAAGUCCAACCACAAGACGAAGAACAAGCAACAACAACAGCAACAAAAACAACAACAGCAACAGCAACAAGUUAGAAAAGCCCGAUGCUGCCACAUGACUCUGGAAAUGGACGGGGAUGAGAGCACCACCACUGGCACAACCACAACAACCACCACAACCAGCACCACCAGCGGCACCUCGGCGGCCACCGGAACCACCGGAAUACUCGACUGUAAGCUGCUCAACAAGCGGAGUAAUCUCUACAAAGGAUACAAGGACGAGUACGACGAUGAUGAGGAGGGGGAUGAGGAAGAGGACGAUGAUGAGGAUGAAGACGAGGAGGAGUACUUUGUGUGCCGUCAUUGCCGACGAAGUCAACAGUAUCGCUCCACAAAGAGGUCACAGAGCAAGUCAAACACACGGCGGCAGCGCAGCAAGAGCAAGAAGAGGAACACCAGCAGCCAAAGGGUUAAGCCACAACAACAACAACAUCAGCUGCAGCAGCAACAACAGCAGAGGCAGCCACACCAACAACAUGGCCAUCAAAGGUGGCCGGAAAUAAAUGCUGCCAAUGAGCAGGCCAUACGCUUCCGGUGUCCGCAGGUGGGGCCGCAGGUGGGUCGUGACCUUCACACGCCCCAGCCCAUGCACUUCCAUCAUCCCUUGCAGUCGCAGUCGCAGACGCAGACGCAGUCGCAGUUCCAGGAGAAGAUCAAAGCCAAAACCAGAAGCAAAACCAAAAGGAGAGGGGGUGGGGCUGCUGCAGGCGGGGGUGGCCACAAGUCCAAGGCAGUAGCACCACCACCACCACCACCCCAACCACUACCAUCAGUAGCGCCCACAUCACUGCCCCCCCUAGCAUCCAACGAGCAUGCACCCCCCCUGGCGCCACUCACCGUGAACGUGAUGGAGCCGGAGGCGCCCCAGGCGGAGGCGGAGACGGGGGCGGAGCAGCCACUGCCCACCACUCCGGACUCGCCGUCGCUGGUGACAGUCAGCACCUGGUAUACGGUUGCCAAGCAGGGUGUCUCCUGCUAAUCACCCACCCCCCUAAAGCCCCCCCCCCACCCUCCGGAGGCAGUGAGUAUCCUAGCACCGACUUGCCACCCACACUCCACCACCCUCCACCUCCAGUCCAGGGCGAACUGGUUCUCCGAUGUACCGCAAUUGUUGUUGUCCUUCCAUUAUCCUUUCGAUAUAUAUAUGUACAUGUAUUCUAUACCUAUUUCAACUACAUGCUCGUCUAUAUGUGUGUGUUCCAGGGUGGAUCUCUAAAGUGGAGUGAGUCCAAGGAUCAAAAAUCAUCAAAAUUGUUUUUUUUUUUUUAAUAAUGACUAGAAAAUAAAAUUAAAUCUUUAUAAAAGCUAUAAUCAGACCACAAAGCAGAGUAAUUGGAAAAUAAUAGAAACCAAUAUCGGAGAUCGGAGAUCCACCCUAUAGUGUGUGUCUGUGCUUCUCGUGGACCUCUCGUAGGUCUACUUCCCCUUUGGAAAUCAUCUCUAUUAUUUGUAACUCUAGACAAGUGUAGAAACAAGAGUUUAAGGUUAAACUUUAAAGCGUAAUGCGUUCUUUGUGUGUAUAUCGAUCGAUGUUGCAAUCUGUCAAAUGUGUUAUAGUCUUAAAUGAAAUAUAUAAAAUAUAAAAUCUAAAUCUAAAUAGAAACUGUAAGAAGGCGAGCAAGGCGAUAAACUGAACCAACAAAAAAAAUAUAUCAAAGAUCCACAUAAACCCUUUUUUUUUUUCUUUACAAACUUUUGAAAGGAGUAUGUGGCCCAAAAGAGAACUCUUCGUAGAAACGUUGUUACAUGUCCUAGAGUUAAAUAUAUUAAUUGACGUUAGCUGUGAUGGAAAAAACCAAGUAUAUUACCUAAAAACCUUGAAUAAUAUUAAAUGUUGAAAGCAAACACAAACACCUUGGGUAAAAUAUAUUUAAUUAUUUGUGUGCUCAAAAAAAAAAAACCUAACUAACUUUAACCCAAAACUUUGUGAAAUGUGUGUGUUGUAUGAUAGUGUGUGUGUGUGUUUUUUGGGCAAGAAUAUAUACUAUAAAGAAUAUUGUAUAUCAUAACUGGGGGUUUAAUUUGAAUAUCGAAAUAUUAUUGCACAAAAAAACAAACACUCUUGUUAUUGAAAUGCAAAUUGAAUGGAAGUUUCGCCCAGAAAAUAAAAGGCCACAUUUUUUCUCCUAAUUGAUGAUGCUAAGUUAUUGGAUGAAUUUAAUUGGAUGCUUUAGGGCUGAGAAUUCCUAAAGUUGGUUAAAGUUUGCUGGGCGUUAACUUUUUUGGCCAACUGUUAUUGCUUGAUAUGCUUUUGUUGUUGUUUUCAUUAUGCCACAUUGGACACAAACCAAGGAAGGACAUACAGACACACUACACACACACUCAGACACUCAAAGAAAACAAACAAGGAUACGCAUACGCAUGGGAAUUGAAAUUGGUGAAUGGCAAUUAAAAUAUCUGCUUUCUUUCUCUUUCCAUCUCUUUUUCUCUGUCUCUUCCUUCUCUUUCUCUUUUUCUCUUUUUUGUCUCUUUUUGUCUUUGUCUCUAUCUCUGUUUCUUGAUGGCUGGCCCAAACACACACACACACUAUUCACACAUACUGACAUACCGCUUGCAUAAACACCCACUAUUGUAUGCAGAAAUUUGCAUAGAAACGAAAUGAAAUGCGUAACGAGAACCACAACGCGAAUCUGCCAAAAAAUACAACAAAAACAAAUACAAAACAAAAAAAAAGGAUAUAUGUAUGAAAAAAAAAGAGAGAAAAAAUCUAGGUGCCGAAUGUCCAUAAAUAUCCAAUUAUGGGCCUGGUUUGUGGAUCUGCAUCCAUUUUGAAAAAAAACAUACUCCAUUUUGAUUGGGUUGCACUUAGAGGGUUAAAUGCUAAGAGGCUGCUAAGAGAGCGUCCCACGUAAGUAAACCGGAAGCUGCACUGCUUGUCAAGAUGGCAUACCAGCGCAAGCAGUGCAGUGUUCGAAAACCAAGAAAAUGAACAUGUAUGCUUAUUACAUACGAAACGAAAGCUUUACACAAUGAAAACUAAAACUUAACUCUUAAAGAUUUAACGAAACGAACCGAAAAUUAUAGACAAAUUAUAAUUAGCAAAGAAAACUAUAUUUAUACGAUGGAAGGCAACCCUAGAGUCCCCUAGAGGCAGCGCAGGAUCUGACCAGUUGAGAAGGAAAUUAAUGUUAUACAAGCUAGAGGAAUAGGUACAUAUAUGUAUGUAUGUAUGGCACACACCCCGCAUAUGUAUAGCAAUUUGUAGGUAAAUGUGAAAUGUGAAAUUUUGUGGUGUCUAAAUCAAAAUAAUGAAACAAAUACGACUCUGGCGUAGAGGCACACUCUGCGUAUGCGUAAUGUUGAAUGUAUUAUUUAUAAUUUUUGUUGUUGUUCUUGCCGCACAACAGUCUCCAUUAGCAAAUUAGUUGCAACUCAAACUGAAACUAAUGAUGGUGGCAAGAUGAAAUGUCAUCAAGUCGGCCCUGUCGGCUAUAUAUACAUAUAUAUACAAACGAUAUCUGCAUGAAUGUUAAGUGUAGGGGGAGAGUGUGUAUGCGGGGAAAGCUGAAGAAAAUCAAAUGAAAAUUGGACCACAGCAGCAACAACAACGGGCAGAA